AGUUUUUUGGAAAAACCCGUGAGCUUGUCUAGUUUUUCAAGAUUGUAGCUGAAAACGAUCCGGUAUUUCGCAUUGAAGGUCAUCUGCGACAAUGGACAGGGAUACCUUUGCUUAAUUCUGUUUAGAAAUUGCGGUUUCGCCGACCGGAAUAGCAAGGACAGUUCGGUUGCCUUUUUGUCUUGCACCAAUUGUAAACUUGCUGCAAUGAUCUAAUUGUUGAGCAAUGAUCUAACAGAUUUAAUUGAUUCCUGACUGUUUCCUUCAGUUUACUGAACUAAUUGUUGAUAUUCUGAGCGUCCUGCGUUGAGUUCGUGAUUAAACUUGUUGCUGUUUGAGAUUAUAUCACCCCCAUAUGCGAUAAAAGUUUUCGGGCACUUUUAUGAUCUCCAUUUGCUGCCGCUCCAGUGUGUUGUUGUCUGAUGCACUAGUAUAGCUGUGACCCAUUUUAAAAAUAGGUUUUCAAAGCGAAUCUUUUUCUUAGUUGGAUGGCUGAGGGUUAAAAUUUAAUAUCUUUCUCCUAAAAGGGUUUUUCUAAAAUGUUUAAUUUUUUUUCCAUUUUCGUUUAUAUUUUGCAGGAGUGCCCUAGCAUUCGAUUUAAGUGAGUUAUUUUAAUAGCGAAGAGUAUCUCUACUGCAUUUGUACUCAUUUAGAUUUUACCGGUCAAUUUCUUCCAGAUUCGGAUGCAGAUAUUGCUUAUAAAGGGCAAGCGUUCGAUUACCUGGGAUGCAGCAGUGGUCAUUUUGAAAACAAGUGGGUCGUUCCUUAUUUGCAUCUCUGAUUAAUUCAAACAUGCUGACGACCUGCUUGACCCGAUUUGGGCCAACUCAAACUUGUCGCCAAUCAGAUGAAUGAUUUCGAUAACCUUAUCAGGUCUGCAUACGAACUUGUCUGAAGUUCCACCUCUAACACUUACUCCAUUACUGUUAUGUCAGCAAGUGGCGCUAGUGUUAGUGUUUCUUCGGCAAACGAGCCAUUUUGCAAGGAGCCAAACAUGAAACAUGCGCAAAGGUCGCACGAUACAUGUGCAGGCAUGGGAACUUGUAAUUCGAAUGAAAGUCAGACUUCUUCGGCAUCAUCACCCUUCAGACCAAUCUCACACGGAGGACAUCCUUCUCCAGUCGAACUGAUGUCAUCAUGCUCUAGGAGUGAAACAAACUAUUCAGGAAAAAUCUCCAAUCUCGACCAAUCAGAAUUGAGAGAUGAUCUAACAGGCUUUGAGCUUAAUGAGUCUGUGGAUCAGCUGACCAAAGUUCGAAAAUUAAGUUCAAGUGAAUUUACGAUGAAACAAGCGAUGGACAUUGGAAUUUCUACAGUCGGUGACAUGCUUCAGUUUCGAACCAAGGAGCCACUGAGCUAUCAUGAAAUUUCCGAGUGCCUUGAAAUGCUACAAGAAAAGUACGAAAUGCUUCAAGUUAACACUGUUCGAGACGAGAACACGGGCAAAUUUUAUUGGGCGAGAUUACCCAAAAAUCAGGUGUACAUUGCUGCAAAUUUGGGAAUUUUGAGCGAAUUGGCAGCUCAAAAGAGGUUUAAUGAAAUUGUUAAGUUGGGAAUUAAAGAUGGUGAGCCGAUAUGGAGGUUUUAUUUUGGUGAAAUAGAGCCGAUUUGUGACUCGAAUGCGAAUUAUGCAGAUGUAAUUUUGGCAGAAGCAGACGAUUGCGAUUUUGUGUCAUUCAGAUUCAGAUACUGUGUGUGUUUUGUGAUGUCACAUGCAUUAGUAGACGGAAUAGGAAUUGCCAACAUCAUCGCCGAUUUCUUCACAAUCGUCUGCACCAAACUCAACCUCAAACAAGACAUGAAGUGGAAGGAUGCUGUUAGCCAGUCAGCAGCAGCAGAUAAGUGCAGACAUGUACUCUGCCUGCAGCAGCACGUGCCUAUCUCGCCACCGUACGAGGAGCUGGUGCCGAACAUAGGGCUGUACAGGGUGCUGUCUCUGCCCCUCUCCCUCAUGUUCGGUCGGGUGCUGAAGACCUGUCUCACACUGAACAAGAUGCCCUUCAUCAAUCAUCCCAUCUUCAAGUCGCCAAACCUCAAACCCAUCAUGCUACAGAACCCAAAUGCUGCAGUUGGCUGUGGCACUGAAUUGAUCCGCUUCUCCGUUGGUCAGUGGGGGGCAUUCCAGCAGUUCAGACGCAAGCAUGGCCUCACAGUGUCUGGACUGGGGCUGGCUCUCUUCGGUACUGCCAUGAUGAAGUAUGCCUAUGGGGACACCCAAUGGCCUACUACCACUACUCUUGCAGUAAUUUUCUGUUUUUGUGUGUGCAGGGGUAACGUGAAGAACUUCCAGACCUUUUUCUAUGGGGAGGUGCAGAGGAGGAUCUCGAAGGACACCCAGCUGGUGCAUGACUUCGUGUCCGCCUUCUCCUCCCACCCCCGCCCCUGUGGCAGACUGUGCAUGAUACAGUUCUCCAACAUAGGCCACGUGUGUUGCACAGACCAGCAGUCCUGUGGGGACUUCGACGCCAUCUGUGUGGAGAAGUCAAUUGCCUUAGCAGACCAGUCCAAAUCGGGCGACUGUUUCUGCAACGUGCUCAUGACUCUGCAGGGACAACUGCACUGGACCAUCAGCUACCCCACCCACCUCUACUCCCAGCAAACUGUUCACGCCAUCGCACAGCAACUCAGCCGACUAUGGGUAGACGUAAUAGGGACUGCUGCUGCUGCAGACACGGAGUCCCCGUCUCGUCCAACUACACGCGAAGACAAAUUGGAUCAGGUGGCAGUUGAAGUGGAAGGAGAGAAGAAGAAGCCAGGCGACACUAACUCAGGGAAACAUAUUCCAUCAGAACAACACUUCUCAGGAAAUAGAAACGAUCAUGUCCAUAACAGUAAUCAUUGCAAUGAUAUUGCCAGUAGUUCAACUAGCACUUAGUCGAUACCUUGUUCUUCUUAAACUGUAAAAAACUUGAGCAGUAGCGUGUCGAAGGAAAGGGGGGUCGCCCCCCCCCCCCCCCAAAUUCUGAUCUCCUUUUGGUAAUAUUUUAGAUUCAUUUUUAGUUGACCAAACCUAAAAAUUUUCUAAAAAGAGCUUUUGCCGCCAAUUUAAAUUAAAUGCGAGGGCGGGAGUGCCAAAAAUUUUCGAAAAGUGACUUUAAACAUCAUUUUGACUGACUUUUUGUUGAAAAAUUUUCCCGCCGCGCAAGUAAGUUUGGCAAAAUAAGGUCUUCAAAACAGUUUACGGGAGCUUGGAAAAUCAAUUUGGUCGACUUAAAAAAGGUCAAAAAAAUUUCCACGAUUUUUCAACACUCCUCUUCGAAAAGUUCCUGUGCACGCCACUGUGCCUGAGGUCACAUUAGAGUUCUUAAAAAAUGAAAAAAAAAAACAAAAAAAAACUUUUCGCAACUCAAAGUUUUUGUUCCGACCAUUGAAUUGGGGUGGAACUUUGUCUUCGGGUGUUUUAGUUUUUUAUCUCUUUGUUUUCCACGCAAAUUCAGCUACCACUGGUAUAUCAAAUGACAUCCCCUUCAGUCCUGAUUUGAACGAACUUUAAAAGAUUUCCCAGUGUCGAGAAAAACCUGAUGAAAGUUUUGGGUUUUAGUCUAAUUUCGAGCGAGUAAGGCAGAUCGAGUCUAAUUUCGAGCGCCAAUCUAUUCUAAUUUUGAGAGGGGAGCGCGCGCCGAAAAAACGCAAUUUUUUGGUCGAAAUUUUCCAAAAGUGCCUAAAAUCGCUUUUUCGAAAUUUUCGAAAGUGCCUAAAAACGCAAUUUUUUGGUAGAAAUUUUCCAAAAGUGCCUAAAAACGCCUUUUCAAAAUUUUCCAAAAGUGCUUAAAAACGCCGGUUUGGGAGAGCUUUGGUCGACCAAAAAAUAAAAGGUCGACAUAAUUUUCAAUUUUUUUUUGAAAAUCCGCCCCCUCAAGAAAUUCCUAGAUCCGCGCCUGAGGUCUUAUAUAUAAUAGACUUAUAAAUGUCAAGCCUUGCAAUUCAAAGCAAGCAGUGAAAGCUUCGUUUUGCUCAAGUAUAAAUAGUUUUCGCAGGUGUUUUUAGCCCUUUCUUUAUUUUCGAAUUUAGUUUUUCA
Symsagittifera roscoffensis is the source of this 4015-nucleotide messenger RNA. RefSeq lists its product as uncharacterized. The transcript is spliced from 6 exons. The coding region runs from base 926 to 2872 and encodes 648 amino acids. NCBI's taxonomy places the organism in Eukaryota, Metazoa, Xenacoelomorpha, Acoela, Convolutidae. The record is from RefSeq and is a predicted model, not a curated record.